Messenger RNA from Morone saxatilis (striped sea-bass), 2366 nucleotides. It is a transcript of the gene mmp28, whose product is annotated as matrix metallopeptidase 28. The record is from RefSeq and is a predicted model, not a curated record. NCBI's taxonomy places the organism in Eukaryota, Metazoa, Chordata, Actinopteri, Moronidae. Gene Ontology annotation, molecular function: metalloendopeptidase activity; zinc ion binding. Bases 126 to 1697 code for a protein of 523 amino acids. Gene Ontology annotation, biological process: collagen catabolic process; extracellular matrix organization; proteolysis. Gene Ontology annotation, cellular component: extracellular matrix. The transcript has 8 exons.
UAGGCGAGCAGCAGCAUGCUCUCACUCACUGACAGCGAGGGUAAACAGCGAUGAGAAAAAUAUUAGCAGCUGAACAGAAAUGCGCCAUGAAGGCAGCGGUGUGGUGGUAGUGUGGUCGUCCCGCAAUGAGCCGCCGACCUCCCGACCGGUGUGGAGCUGUGCGGGGUGUGAGGGCAGUCUGGAUCCUGGCUGUGAGCACCCUCAUCACCGCUCACACUGCCGGAGGAUCACCGCUGGUCCUGGAGCCACAGGUCUUUCUGGAAAAGUACGGCUACCUGCAUCAGGACAACCACCUCCACAAUGCAGCUGAGAUGCAGUCAGCUAUCUGCGAGUUCCAGUGGUUGUCCCGACUUCCUGUCACAGGUGAGCUUGAUGACGCCACCCUGAGGCAGAUGUCAGAGCCCCGCUGUGGGGUGUCGGAUGAGGGCAGCCAGCAGAUCUGGACUCAGAGGGUAAAUGCCAUCUUCACUGGAAAGGGACGACCACAGCGCCGCAGGAGGCGCUCUACUGGGCAAGCUGAGAAGUGGUACAAACGCCAUCUGACCUACCAGAUAGUGAACUGGCCUCACCACCUGUCUCCGGGCUCCGUGCGGCUGGCAGUGCGCGCUGCCUUCCAGCUGUGGAGCAACGUGUCAGGCCUGGUGUUCCAGGAGGCCCCUGACGGUCCCGCAGACAUCCGGCUGGCCUUUUAUGAGGGAGACCACAACGACGGGGCCAGCAAUGCCUUUGACGGGCCAGGAGGAACUCUGGCUCACGCCUUCCUGCCUCGCCGGGGGGAGGCCCACUUCGACAGGGCGGAGAGGUGGACACUAAACGGACACAAGGGACACAACCUGUUCAUGGUGACUGCUCACGAGAUCGGACACACUCUGGGACUGGAGCACUCCCCCGUCCGUCACGCCCUGAUGUCGCCGUACUACAGGAAGUUGGGCCGCAGCCUGGUGCUGAGCUGGGACGACAUCAUCGCAGUGCAGCAGCUGUACGGUAAGCCAUCAGGUGAUCGCCCUGUGAGGCUGCCAGGCCAGGUUUUACAUGCAGCUCUGCAGGAGUGGGAGUUCACUGAGCUUCGCAAUGGGCAUCAAACCACAGGGCAGCCUCUUUACUGCCAGGGCGUCUUUGAUGCCAUCACUAUAGACCAGAAUGGGACGGUGCUGGUGUUUCGGGGCAGUGUGUACUGGACAGUAGCGUCUGAAGGCGGCGUGAGCGGCCCGCUGCCUCUCCGUCAGCGCUGGUCUGACCUCCCUCCGGCCAUCGAAGCUGCUGCCUUCUCCCCGCUAGACUCCAAGUGGUAUUUCUUCAAAGGGAAGCGGAUGUGGCGCUACACCGGCAGUGUGCUGGACCCAGGCUUCCCCAGACAGAGCAGUGACCUGGGGCUGCCUCGCCACCCCGACUGUGCCUUCUAUUACGCCCCUCUGGGUCACAUGGUCAUCUUCAAGGGCUCCCGCUACUCUGUGCUUAACCUCAAAACCCUGCACCAAGAGCCCUAUUACCCCCGCAGGCUGACAGACUGGACUGGUGUGCCACAGGGGACCAAUGGGGCGCUGACCCGCCCCGACGGACGCCUCUACCUGUUCAGAGAACAGCGUUUCUGGAGAUUUGACCCAAUUAAGGUGCGAGUCACGAGAGAGGGCCAGUGGGUCAAGGAUCUGAGCUGGACUGGCUGCAGCAAUGGUCCUCAGAACAACAACAUCCUUUGACCAGCAGAGGGCGCUGUAAGCUUUAGAUAAGUGCAAUGUGUUGAUGUAUACUGUAAUACAAAGGUGCUAUAACGUUUUCAGCCUGAACCCACAUCGAGUUUAUAUGUUGCAAAAUGAGCCUAGCUCAACAAACUGAUGCCAUGAAGGGAUUCAAAAAUAAACCCAGUUGGUUUAUACGUUUUGAAGCACAUAUAAUAUUUAUACUGCAGAGCAAUGGCUAUUAGUUUAUAUGGAUGUGCUGUUAUAGCCUCGUUAAUACAGAUAAUGGUAGGACUGUGUACUCUUAAGUGAGCAGACCAAAAAUGUUUUUUUAAUGCUGUAUCUGUUUCUUUUCUCUUAUAAUAUUUGCACACUGAGAGAAGCUAUUUUGUUUUAUAAUUUCUUCACCAGUGUCACUAACAUAUGUAACAUAUAUGUAUAAAUAACUGUUACUAACAUUGUCCUGUUAUUGUGUGCUCCUUCCUAAGUGCUGCACUAGUAGAAGGCCUAAAUCAUCAUUACUAAGUACACAUUUCUGAUGUGUAGGUCCAACUGUUUGGACAAUAUGACUACAUUAUAAUGUGUAGGUAAGGUGGGUGAGUUGUGAAUCAUGAUGGCUGUUAUCACAAAGCUGACAGCCGUGUCGACAGUGUAAUGCAUUUGAAGAAACGGUUGCAGAGGGACAAUAAU